UCACGCAAUGGAUUUGAUUACUCAAUCCGCACAAUUGCAUAAUCAAAUCGAUUACGUAAUCGAUUUGAUUAUGCAAACGAUGAUGGCGAUAGUGGCAGCGGCGGAGACGGAGGUGGUGGCGAAGGCGAUGGCGGGGGUGGAGGUGGAGGCGGUGGCGACGGCGGAGGCAGUGGUGGUGGCGAUGGCAGUUAUGGUGGCGAUGGCGAAGGCGACGGAGGCGAAGGUGGUGGUGAAGACGGUGGCGAUGGUGAUGGCGGUGGUGAUGGAGGCGAUGGCCGCAGUGGUGACGUUGGGGGCGGUGAUGUCGCUGACAACGUCGGUGGUGAUGGCGGUGGCGGUGGCGAUGGAGGCGGAGGGCGAUGGGCGAUGGCGGAGGAUGAUGGAGGGCGCCAGGUGGAUGGCGGAGGGAAGAGGGUGGGAAGCGGAGGCGGGCGGGAAGCAGCGGAAGGCGGAAAGUGACGGAGGGCAGGAAGUGGCAGAGGGCGGGAAGUGGCAGAGCUUCGAGGGUGAUGGAAGAGGGCAGAGGGCAGAGGGCGGAGGGCGGCGGGCAAUGACAGAGGAUGGUGGAGGGCGGCGGAUGGAUGGCAGAGGGAGGUGGAUGGAUGGUAGAGGGAAGAGGGCGGGAAGCACUUCCUGCCACUCGCCGCUUCCCGCCGUUCGCCGCCUCCUGCCUCUUUUACCCUUGCUAAGCAUAUUGUUUAGACCACCAGUCCAUCAUUGGCCCGAGCCAAGUUGAGAAUCUGGUUGACCCUCCCCUAGAAUUUGGAAGGCCUGGUACAGGGCAUCUUUUGGGCCAUUGGAAAAAUGCCGCGCGGUGGCAUAGGCCUAGCCAUGA
Chara braunii is the source of this 835-nucleotide messenger RNA. The record is from the annotation of a GenBank genome assembly. Lineage: Eukaryota; Viridiplantae; Streptophyta; Charophyceae; Charales; Characeae.